AUACUCGGUUCAGUUCAACUCACUUCAAUUUAGGGAGUGAUUUACCAUCAUGUGCACUUUCAGCUGGGGAACAACCAGGUGGUUGCGCUCCUUUUACCUGCCCCUAAUCACCAUAUUACUCUUCAUUCAGGAGCCCGUGAUGCCCAUUUGCCUAAAUGUGAUCUCUUUCUCUUUCUGGCUCUCUGUGGCACUCACAACUCUUUGCAGAGAUUUGAACCACACGAGGUUUAAACGCGCCGGAGUGUGGGAAUAACUUUGUGUUUUUUGCCCAUUUAUCCGAAGCGAUCCUUGGAUAAACCUUCGUGGGAUAUUUUGGUUGUAUUAAGAGGCUGGUUUGACAGACGCACCCCUCCAUCCCGUAUUCCACCGGGAGGAUGUCUGGGCGCACAAUGAAGUGAAUCCGAAAAUCUUAUAGAUUUUUGUUGUUGGUGUUUCAAUAGCCUGCAGGUUAGCUAUUGCAACUGGAUAUGAGAACAGACUCGCCCUUUGGAUAUAAAGCUUGGGAAUUGAGCUUGCGUGUCGGAAUAGUCUGAGAAGAGGUGAAAUGUUUUGGUGCCAAUUUUUGUGGCAAAUGGGGCAAAUGAGAAGAUUGGUGUGUUGUUAAAAUGCGCUAAGUCGGAGAAUUAUUUUCUUCUGCUUCGCCGGAUUUUUGCAGUGUGCUCGGGCAACGUGAGCGUGGCUUUUAAAAAAGUGUUCCAAAAUUCCUUAGCGCAUAGGUCUUAAAGUGGAACUCAAAUAUUGAUUAUCUUUGUCAUUUUGUGGCUCGAAAUGGUUCCCAAAAACUUAUCCAGUAAGGAGCACUGAGGACUGCCGUCUGAUUUUCUUUUUGGCUUUCUGUGGAAAUGUGAGUCCAGCAACGAUCAGUGCGCACCACACAGAUUCGCCAAGGCUGCAACGUAUUACCCAAUUUUCCAUCAGGGAACCGGGCUUUGCACCGCAGCAUCGCAACAACGUUCUGGCUUUUUCCUCACCGAAAUGCCUCCGUGUGCACCAAUAACAUAAAUGGCCAGAGGCCACUGAUUUUCCGUGGUGUUCACUGGCCAGGUGUGUCAGAGAAGGCGAAACAUUGGCUGUUUUGUUCAGUAAAUCCUGGACACACCUUUUUUAAUGCCUGUCAAGAUCUCGCCUGGGUUGCAAUGACAAGCGAGGAGUGUCCUGUGCCGCUGGGGAGCACUUCCCCAGCAGUGCCAGGGCAGAUUGAGGACUACAGCUUGGCACAGGCUGAUGACAUCAUCGAGGAAGUGGGUCCAGGUGAUGAUGACAGUAUCGGCAGUGACUUCAGCACUCUCGUGUUGCCCUUCCCAGAGCUGGCCCCUGUCGUCUUUUUCUGUCUCAAACAGACCACCUGUCCUCGCAACUGGUGCAUCCGUAUGGUCUCCAGCCCGUGGUUUGAAAGGAUUAGCAUCAUGGUCAUCCUGCUCAACUGUGUGACACUGGGCAUGUACCAACCCUGUGAGAACAUUGACUGCACCUCGGACCGCUGCCAGAUACUGCAGGCUUUCGAUGCAUUCAUCUACAUCUUCUUUGCAUUGGAGAUGGUGGUAAAGAUGGUGGCUCUUGGGAUCUUUGGUCAUCGCUGUUACCUGGGAGACACGUGGAACAGGCUGGACUUCUUUAUUGUCAUGGCUGGGAUGGUAGAGUACUCACUUGACCUGCAGAACAUCAACCUGUCCGCCAUUCGAACAGUGCGGGUCCUUCGGCCGCUCAAAGCCAUCAACAGAGUGCCAAGUAUGCGUAUCCUGGUGAACCUGCUGCUAGACACGUUACCCAUGCUGGGCAAUGUGCUGCUGCUCUGCUUCUUCGUCUUCUUCAUCUUUGGUAUCAUCGGGGUGCAGCUGUGGGCAGGGCUACUGAGGAACCGCUGCUACCUGGAGGAGAACUUCACCCUCUCUUCAGGUAUGACCCCACCGGCACCGUACUACCGGCCCGAGGAGGGCGAUGAACGUCCCUUCAUUUGCUCCUUGCCGUCUGAUAACGGUAUCAUGUCAUGUUCUGAUGUGCCGGCGAGGCGCGAGGGAGGCCGCACGUGCUGCCUGGACAAAGAGGACGCGCUCCACAGACAGGCUCUUGGCCUGAGUCCUGAGCCGCUGUUCAAUGGCAGCGGUGCUGGUGAGGCAGUGGGUCUAUGCAUCAACUGGAACCAGUACUACACCCGCUGUCAUACAGGGAAUGUUAACCCCCACAAAGGUGCCAUCAAUUUUGACAACAUCGUCUACGCCUGGAUUGUCAUUUUUCAGGUGAUCACUCUGGAGGGCUGGGUAGAGAUCAUGUAUUAUGUGAUGGAUGCCCACUCCUUCUACAACUUCAUCUACUUCAUCUUACUCAUCAUUAUUGGUUCCUUCUUCAUGAUCAACCUGUGCCUGGUGGUUAUCGCCACCCAGUUCUCAGAGACCAAACAGCGGGAACACCAACUGAUGCAGGAGCAAAGGGCACAAUGCCUGUCUUCCUCCACCCUGGCCAGCAUGACUGAACCAGGGGAUUGCUAUGAGGAGAUCUUCCAGCUGGUCUGCCACGUCAUCCGCAAGGCAAAGAGGAGAUCGGCAGCUCUGUACUACACACUGAGGGGCAAGCCCCCACCAGCUGGUGGAGGCAGGGGUAACAGACGUGGUGGAGGGAAUGUGAACAGAGAGCGGCACAACUCAAGGCACCCACAAUCAUCACACUGUCCACACCAAAGUAAGCAAGACCAUAGCUCUCAGCCACUAGCCAACUCCAUCAGUCUGUCUGUCCCUCAAAAUCCUGAGGACUGUCCUAUAUGUGCAAUGUCACUGAAAGAGGGAGUGAGGGCUGUGGAAGACUCUGGCAACGGAGAGGAAGAUGAGGAGGAUGCUGUGAAGGAGACAUCCAAGGAGGAGAACCACUUAGAAGAAAGGGCGGAUGGGGAGAGGAAGAGGAGGAGGACGUGCUUUGGGCAUUGUAAGGACAUUUGGAAUGAUAUAAGGAGGAAGCUUUGGGGCAUUGUGGAGAGCAAGUACUUCAGCAGGGGCAUUAUGAUCGCCAUUCUCAUCAACACCAUCAGUAUGGGCAUCGAACAUCAUAACCAGCCUGACGAGCUGACCAAUGUUCUGGAGAUCUGCAAUAUCGUCUUCACCAGCAUGUUCACACUGGAGAUGAUCCUAAAGCUCACUGCUUUUGGUUUCUUUGAGUACCUGAGGAACCCCUAUAACAUCUUUGAUGGUAUCAUUGUCAUCAUCAGUGUGUGUGAGAUCAUCGGCCAGGCAGACGGCGGUCUGUCAGUGCUGAGGACCUUCAGGCUGCUGAGGGUCAUCAAGCUGGUGAGGUUCAUGCCUGCACUGAGGCGGCAGCUGGUGGUGCUGAUGAAGACCAUGGACAAUGUGGCCACCUUCUGUAUGCUGCUCAUGCUCUUCAUCUUCAUCUUCAGUAUCCUCGGGAUGCACAUAUUUGGCUGUAAGUUCAGUCUUAAGACACAGGCAGGAGACACUGUGCCUGACAGGAAGAACUUUGACUCCCUGCUCUGGGCCAUUGUCACUGUCUUUCAGAUUCUGACUCAGGAGGACUGGAACAUGGUGCUAUACAAUGGCAUGGCCUCCACCUCGCCCUGUGCUGCCCUCUAUUUCGUCGCUCUUAUGACGUUUGGAAACUAUGUGCUCUUCAAUUUACUGGUUGCCAUCUUGGUUGAGGGUUUCCAAGCUGAGGGCGAUGCAGAGAAUGAUAAGCAGAGAGACUCUCUGCAUCUCUCAGACCCAAAGAUUUGUACACUGACUCCUAACGGGCACCUGGACUUGUCCCCAAUGUCUGCUGCUCUUUUUCCAGGAGAGAGGUUGACCUUGACUCUCAACUCCAGGAAGAAUAGUGUUAUUUCUCUUGGCAGAGCCAACCUGGAGCAAAGGGCUGUGUACCCAGGUCGGAGUUACCACAACUGGGGCCGUCCCCUCCCUCCUCAGCCUCAGACCUUGUGCGCCCGUCGCUCCAGCUGGAACAGCCUGGGAGGAGGCCAACCCUGCUCCUCUUCAUCCCCCUCUGCUAGUCCAAUCUUCACCCCCACCUCUGCAAGGCCCUUCUCUGGCUAUGGCCUCGGGGGUCUGGGAGGGGUGGUUGGGGGGAGUCUUCGUGUUCGGGGGCCGCCCGCCUCGUCAUCGCCGCAGCAACAUCUCUAUCGUGCUCACCCAGACGAGGAGGAGUCUCUCCUCUCACCUCCUGCUGUUGCCCCCCAAACUCUUCACCUUCCAGACCAUUUUGUACCCAAGAGGGACCGUAGAGCUUUGUCACUAGAGCUGCCCCACCAGCUGCAGGUCCCAGGAGCCCAGCUCCCUCCAUCACCACCACACCACCCUCUGCCACGCCUCAUGCUUAAUGCCCACCACAGGAAGAAGAGCUUCUCUGGGGGGAUGGUAAUCAGUGGAGGUGACAGUCUGGGUGGCUUAGCAGGGGUGCAUCAAGAUUGCAAUGGGAAGACCCCACUGUCACAGCUUCUCCAGCCCCCUGCUCAACACCAGAGUGAGCAGGUGGGAGGAGUAAACCCCCAGAGCCAGCUGAUGGCUGACGUCUUCCCGCAGGUUAACGCACGAAGCAAGGACCGAGAGGACCUGGACGACGACAUUGACUAUAGCAUGUGCUUCCGCAUCCAGAAGAUGUUAGAAGCAUAUAGACCAGACUGGUGUGAGACCAGAGAGGACUGGUCUGUCUUCAUAUUCUCCCCACAGAACAAGUUCAGACAGAUAUGCCAGUCUAUUAUAGCCCAUAAGCUGUUUGACUAUGUGGUGCUGGCCUUCAUCUUCUCCAACUGCAUCACAGUAGCUCUGGAGAGGCCCAAGAUCCUGCAGGGCAGCUUGGAAAGAGUCUUUCUCACCAUCUCCAACUACAUUUUUACUGCCAUCUUUGUGGGCGAGAUGACACUCAAGGUGGUGUCCAUGGGCCUGUAUAUAGGUGAACAGGCUUAUCUGCGGAGUAGCUGGAAUGUUCUGGAUGGCUUCCUGGUUUUUGUCUCUCUGAUUGACAUCGUAGUGUCCAUGGCAGGUGGGGCCAAAAUCCUGGGUGUUCUUAGAGUACUCAGACUGCUCAGAACACUGCGUCCCCUCAGGGUGAUUAGCAGAGCUCCAGGUCUGAAGCUUGUGGUAGAGACCCUCAUCACUUCUCUGAAACCCAUUGGCAACAUCGUCCUCAUCUGCUGUGCUUUCUUCAUCAUCUUUGGUAUUCUUGGGGUACAGCUGUUUAAAGGCAAGUUCUUCUACUGUUUGGGCCCUGAUGUCAAAAACAUCACCAACAAGUCGGACUGUCUGCAAGCCAAGUACAAGUGGGUUCACCAUAAAUACAACUUUGACAACCUGGGCCAGGCUCUGAUGUCUCUGUUUGUACUCGCCUCCAAGGACGGCUGGGUAAACAUCAUGUAUCAUGGUCUGGAUGCUGUGGGUGUGGACCAACAGCCCGUGACCAACAACAAUCCAUGGAUGCUGCUGUACUUUAUCUCCUUCCUCCUCAUUGUUAGCUUCUUCGUCCUCAACAUGUUUGUUGGCGUGGUGGUGGAGAACUUCCACAAGUGCCGCCAACACCAGGAGGUGGAAGAGGCCAAGAGGCGUGAGGAGAAGCGUCAGCGGCGCAUGGAAAAGAAGAGGAGGAAAGCCCACAAGCUGCCCUACUAUGCCAGCUAUGGUCACGUGCGAUUAAUGAUUCACACACUUUGCACCAACCACUACCUGGACCUCAUCAUCACCUUCAUCAUCUGCAUCAACGUCAUCACCAUGUCCCUAGAGCACUACAAUCAACCCCGUUCACUGGAUCUCGCCCUGAAGUACUGCAACUAUUUCUUUACCUCCACUUUCGUGCUGGAAGCAAUACUCAAACUCAUCGCCUUUGGCUUUCGCCGCUUCUUCAAAGACAGGUGGAACCAGUUGGACCUGGCCAUUGUGCUUCUGUCGGUGAUGGGCAUCACCCUGGAGGAGAUUGAGAUCAGUGCCGCGCUGCCCAUCAACCCCACUAUUAUAAGGAUCAUGAGAGUUCUGAGGAUAGCACGAGUGCUGAAGCUGCUGAAGAUGGCGACAGGAAUGAGAGCCCUGUUGGAUACGGUGGUCCAAGCCCUUCCUCAGGUGGGUAACCUGGGCCUGCUGUUCAUGCUACUGUUUUUCAUCUACGCCGCCUUAGGAGUAGAGCUUUUUGGAGAACUUGUUUGCAAUGAAGAUUACCCAUGUGAGGGUAUGAGUCGUCACGCUACCUUUGAGAACUUUGGCAUGGCCUUCCUUACCUUGUUUCAAGUAUCCACGGGCGACAACUGGAAUGGCAUUAUGAAGGACACAUUGCGGGAGUGCCCACCAGACCAUGGCACUGAUGUGGACUAUGCCUGCAAUCCAAGCCUACAGUUUAUCUCGCCCAUGUAUUUUGUCUCCUUCGUGCUCACCGCCCAGUUUGUGCUCAUCAAUGUGGUGGUGGCCGUGCUGAUGAAGCACCUGGACGACUCCAAUAAGGAGGCCCAAGAGGAGGCGGAGAUGGAUGCAGAAAUUGAGCUGGAGCUGGCCCAGGGCACCCUCUGUUGUAUGGGCACCCCCGGCUGCGGCGGUGGGGGGUUGGAGAAAGGACUAGCUGUUGCUGGAGGAACAGCAGUGGGAAAGGAGAGAGGAAGUGCUAGAGGAGAGAGGGGAGAAGGAAAGACAAGACACACAGCAGCUGCUGCACAACAAGGACCAUACAACUCCCGUGACUCCAGCCGGACCCUGUACUCACUAGCACAAGAGAGCCAGUGGCUGGACAGUGUGUCUCUCCUGAUCAAGGACACGUUAGAGGGGGAGAUGCUGAUGAUCGACAACCUCUCCGGUUCUGUCUUCCACCACUACUCCUCUCCUCCACCAAUCUGCAAAGACUGCAAGGGCCACCCACCAGAGCAGAUCAGGAUGGCAGAGAUUGAGCAGGCAUCGCUGAAGUCAGAGCAACUGUCAGACAAGUCGUCGUCUCCUGCUCUGCCAGACGACCUCAGCCUGGACGAGCAUACUGCCUACCAGCUGCUGGCGCGAGAGAGCAAGGGAAGGUGCAGCAGUGACUCACACAGCUCUGAGGAGGCUGGAGGUGGAGGAAGUCAUAUAGGAAUCCACCAGACUCAGACUGUGGUGCAGAGCCAAGUGCAGGCCAUGCGUCAGCCCUGCAGGGCCCUUUGCAGUAGUGUUGAGAUGGAGACUACACUACAGAAGAUGGAGGUACAAACUCACCAACCUCACUGCAGCCCUGGUGGUGUGUCCCACAGCAGCAACAAGGAGAGAAGCAAAGAAGGAGAUGGAGGAGCCCGUGGCAUUUCUUCUCUCUUCCACCUGCCUACAGAGUUCUUCCACCCUGCAGGAGGGACCAUCCCAGCACCUCUGCGCAGCAGGAGCCUACGGUUGACAAGGGGCCUUAGGCUGACCUCCCCAGUCUCCUGGGCUUCACUCCGCUCCCCAGGAGCCCACAGAAAGAUGCUCUGUACACAGUACCCGUCCCACAGUGACUCAUCCCUUGCUACGGGCAGCUCUGAAGGCAGCCUCCAGACCACCCUGGAAGAGGGACUGAGCUUCAGCAUCUCUCCACCACAGAAUCUAGAGCCGACAGCUCCCUCACCACUCAUGUGCCCACUCCCACUGCCUGAAGACAGCACUACCCUUUCCUCUCUGGUCCAGACUCUAAGACUGAGGCCAAGUUCCUCAUCGGGACUAACCCUCCAGGCUACCAGGGGCCACCAGCGGAGCCAGAGCAGCGGGAGAGGUAGCACCAGCCCUGGCUACACGCGUGAUGACUCAAUUGACCCUUCAGAUGAGGACCUGGGUAUAGGCAUUGGAUCAUCUACUGGUGGUUGUGGCUCCAGCCAAGCAGGCAAUAGUGAAAACUUGUCAGAGACACUGAGCAGCUUGUCGCUAACAUCACUGCUGUCACCCAGCUCCCUGGUGUACCCAGGGGGAGCAGUGAAGAAGUGCAACAGCACAGGGAGCCUGGACCAAGGGGGGAUGCUGCUGUCAUCCCGGGGCAGGGAAGGCCGCAGGGAGAUUCUGGGCCUAGAGCUUAUGGACCCCCAGGGGUUCUUGGCCAAUCCCUGGAAAGGGGUAUUACUUGAUACAAGAAGAGGAGAAGGAAGAGGGGAAAUAGAAGAUGGAGAGCAAGGAUUCAAAGGGAAGAGCUCAAGCCAAACAACAGUAGGGCCUUGUCGGAAAAACAGAUGAAACCUGCUGUUUAUUCUCCGUUUGUCUCUCCAUUCCUUGGAUCGAAGCCCAUUGCUGUUCCUCUCAUUCUCUCUGCUCCCAUCAGUGAUAGAGAGGGUUGAUGACACAUGAUGUCCUGUUUUCCAAAACAAAACCCUCAUCUUACCCCUUUAACCCCUUUCGGUACAUUUGUGACAAGCCCUUGUCCUAUUUUGUGCUACCUACCGGAGUGGACUUUGUUAUGGUCUGCUGGUGAGGAAGUGUCCUGCAGAGUUAAUGGAGCUGACGAUAGCUCCAUAUACCUCCAUAUAGAGGUUGUACCUGCAGAGGAGAUUCUGCUCACACUGGAAGACCAAGAGGCCCAUUCACAUCAGGGAAUCAGUAGGAGCAGAAAUAAAACAGCUUAAACUCAAAGAUGCAAGAAAAAGUCUUGGCACUCUACUCUAGUUUUUAUUAAUUUAUUUACUUGUGUUGGCUUGGGUUCACUGAGGUUGAAAAUGCAAAAAUAGAGGUACCCAGACCGAAAUAGCUAUUCAUACCAACAGAGACUGUUUUGUUUCAUUUAUGUCUCAGAGGCAGUGCAACAAGAAGUAAGUGGGCAGAGGCUCUGAGAUGGUGGAAUAUAUCAAGGCGGAAGAAAGGCUGGGAAAGGAGAAGGCAGGUCAUUUGUUUGGCUUUGAAAGCAGAAAGCGGAUCUAAUGUCCAUCUGUUCUGGCAGACGGAAACAACAGGUCCUACUCACUCUGGCACAGGACCUUCUGCUGAGCUCAGUGUAAUUUGCAAGGUGGAGGAGAGUUCAAGAGUGUGUGCACAUAGUGUGUGUUUGAGUGUGAGAGCACUGUCUCAGGUAUCCAUGGCAUAAUUUAAAUCAUUCUCAUCACGUCACCAUACCUCUGUUUUUGAAACAGGAAAUAGUUAUUGCCCGAUCAAAGCUUUGUGCCUCUGUCAACCUGGUCGUGAAUGACAGUGGAAAAUUAAAAGAAAUAGACAGAUUGUGCAGCUAUACAGUAUCCAGGCAUGGAGUGAUUCAUGAAAUUGGUUAUUUUUCUGUCUCUCUACAGCAUCUUUCACUCACUCAGACAUGGAGAAAUGAGGAUGAAAAAGAGCUAGGUUGGAUGGAGCUUUACAACCCCCAUCAAAAGAAACAAUCAUAUGUGUGUGGUGCAGCCUUGUGUGCACCAAGAAAUGGUUCACAGCUACGUAAUAAAGUGAGACUACAAGCACACUCCUUCAUCUCACCAUGUUUAAGGAUUUAAGAUGAAUGAACAAAACCACAAGAACUGUGAGGGACCUUGACUGCAUGAUGGAAUUGCAUUUAACCAAGAGUUUUAUCUAUAUACAGAAGUGUAUCAAGAUGUCAAUGUUGGGUGAUAACCAUGUGAUUUCUAAUCCACUAUUUUUGUAGGAAACAGAAUAGGCACCUGCAAGUGUUUCCAUUACUUUGUCCCUAUUUAAUUUAACCCAUAUGGUCUCUCUGACUUGUUGUCUAGGACUUUGUCUGCCAGUGACUUCCAGUUUUAUAACAUUUUUUAAAGUGCGGACAGUGUACAAAACAACAAAGCAAAAAAUUUCCAACAAACUAUGUGGGCUGAAGUGAUUGUUCCCUCCAGCACAUUUCUCCUUGGGAACACUGGUUCCUCGUGGAUUUUUCUCAGAUGUUGGAGUCCCAGAGGACAACCAGAGACAGGAACAGCCAUAUUCACCCAGCACAUGAGGAUUGCUAUAGCUCACACACAUUCCUGGCUGCACACAGUGAACUGUGUUUGCUUUUUAGCCUCCUAUGCUAAAAAAAACCCAUGAAUAGUGUAAACCAUCUCUAUGAAAGCUUUAAUUUGAGAGUUACACCGCAACAUAUCGAUCACAGACAUAUUAGUGUUUCUUAAGCAUGGUUCUGGGAUUGCAAUACAGUAUUCUGGAAAUGACGUCCUGAUGCACUCAUCUUCUCUUCCCCGUCCCUUCACACAUACAGUGUGUUGUAGCAACCAUUUCACACACCAUAGUUUGAUAUUAAAAGCUAAUUUAAAAAGAAGACAAAAAAACUAAACUUUGCAUCUUUGAAUGCAAGCUUAUUUUGGCUUCUGACACUUACUCUGUCCACAAGGUGAUGCUUAUCUUUAAGCCUGACUUCUAGAGGUAGACUGUUGCAUCCCCAGUGUUUUAAUCAGUACCUUACUUUUUAAUUUCUCAAAAAGGACUGAGGAGAUGUGAGAAAAUCUGCGGGUUUGACCUUUUUUACCAUGCAAAAUCACUUUGAUGACUAUGUUUAUCACAUGGUAUUAGGUAUUAAUGAAUGGGUAAAGACAAUGUGUAUUUGUGUGUGUGUGUGUGUGUGUGUGUGUGUGUGUGAGUGAGACCAGAGAUUAAAGAUAUCAAAGAGGGAAACAUGACACAACCAAGGGCUGUUUUAGCUUCAAAGAUAUAUCCUCCUAUCUUUCUGAGACAAAUCCUUGUGUCAAUGAAAAUGGAAUCAAAGGUUAAAGCCUGACUACACAGCAAUAAAUGUUCUAUGUGUAUGCCCUGCCUAAAUGAUGUCAUGGUGAUUUUUAUCUCCUCAGAAUACAACAGUAUUCAUUACUGCCUGUUUUUGCUUCUACUUGUCUGAACUAACAACCAAUCAGAUCAGCACCUCUGCCCUCUCAGAGACCAGUCAACAGAGAGAUGGGCUGCAAUUGGCAGACAUGAACAAAUGAGGAUGAUGAACUCAGGUUGGGGGGUAAAAACCACAAGUAAAAUUUUAAAGACAGCUGUAAAGGUGUGGUCAGACUGAAUGCAAAGCUAGAUUUUUCCUUGUUUAUUCACACAAAUUUGACUGCUGGAGGGUUUUUGCAUGUGUUUAUGUGCUACAAACAGCUAAUGCACCAGGUGUUAGUUAACUAGCUAACGGUGCGCCAGCUGUGUGUGUAAGCAGUGUGCCUUUGCACAGUAUAUGCGUGUUCCAGCUCUGACUUAAACCGAUUUCAAAACUCAUCAGGAACUCAAUUAGUUUCCGUCAUUAGCCUCCAAUUCUUUUCUCCUUGUCUCUGUAUGUUUAUGAGGUGGUGUAUACUAGCUUGGGAUGCUUUUUUUAUUUUUUAUUUUUUGCUAGCGUUUGUGAUGGACAUGUUUGUGCUUCUGUUCAUGCUGCCUUGAGCAAACCUGUGUCCAGCUCUACACUGAAUUUGUAUGCAGUCACCCUGCCUUCGAAAUUCGCUUUGCUUUCAGUCUGAACACACCCUAACAGUGUACAAUUCACAUUUGUACAUAUCUUUGUAUUUUGAUCUGCAUGUGUGCAUUGCUGCCAGUGACCGUGAUUAUAUCAUUAGUAUGCAUUUCAUAAAAUUGUACAAAGUUAAAGGUAAUGCCCCAGGUUUUUUUUUAACUGCUACUAUGAAGCCACUAAAAAUAACUGAGUCACAAAAAACAUACUUCCAUUGCAUCAUUCAUGUAUUUUUUGGGUGAGUAAAAGCUGCUGUUCACUCUUUAUCAUUAUGCAUGUUGUUUACAGUUAAAUUAAGAAGCAUUUGACAUGAAGUCAGCACAGUUUAAAAUGGAGAAGAGAAAGCCAGGGACACAAAAGCAGGCAGUGGACAGAGUAAAACAGACAGUGUGAGAGACUGAGGUAGUGAAAUGCUGCAGGAGCGGGAGACUUCUGCAGACAGCUUGUCAUCGAGCAACCUUGUCCAGCGGAGCUGCCAGCGCGAGAGAGCACAUUAGACAUGCACGCUGAACUCUGAAGUGUUGUUUACCUCACACCCCCAACCAACCAGCCCUCUGCCUCAUCUGACCUCUCAAAACCAGCUUUCCCUGCAGGCCCCUGUCCUUCAAAUGUCACUGCAGGAGGGUGGAGGUAUGUGUGUGUGCGUUGAUGCGAGCGCAAACAAGUCUGUUUGAAUGGCCCUUGCUUCAUUUAUCUGCAAGGUCUUUAAAAAAUUGUCCUGUCAUCUGAAAUAUUUGGGCGAUAGCUCCAGUUUGCCUUUCAUCUGCUGAAGAGAACAAGUGCCACCUUGAAACAAACUCCAGAGAACAAUAUCCAAUACUCUCUGUUGAUUACCUCUGAUGGCAACACACAAAAUGCCUGGAGACAUUGAGGCCCCUUGGGUACAAGGUAAUUUUUUCACCUCACCUGUAAUCCCACUGGUCUCAGCUAUAACCUUUAUAGUGCUUCAGUACAGCAGAACAGUAACAAAGGAUGUGGUUUUACAGCUGCAUGGGGAGAUCUCAGCCUGGAUGUGAAUACUCGUGUUUUUGUACAUGUGAACUGGAGACAAAUGCUCCAUAUGUGAGUCAAAGCUUUUUUUUCUUUUUUUUUUGAGGCAGAAUAAAUUUUCAAUGAGUUAAUAUGCGUUUUCCCAUUUUUGUCUGUUUUGUCAAAGAUUUUUUUGGGAUAUCAAGAGAAAGACCACAUCGUCAAAAGGAUUCUUACCCCACAGUUUUGUCAAACUACAUUACAGUCUGAUAACGUUCAAACAGAUGUGUCUCGUUACUG
Molecule: messenger RNA, 12576 nt
Organism: Monopterus albus (swamp eel)
Lineage: Eukaryota; Metazoa; Chordata; Actinopteri; Synbranchiformes; Synbranchidae
Product: voltage-dependent T-type calcium channel subunit alpha-1I-like
Exons: 38
Coding region: 1137-8132 (2331 amino acids)
Biological process (GO): calcium ion transmembrane transport; calcium ion import; positive regulation of calcium ion-dependent exocytosis
Cellular component (GO): neuron projection; voltage-gated calcium channel complex; plasma membrane
Molecular function (GO): low voltage-gated calcium channel activity; voltage-gated sodium channel activity
Source: RefSeq, a predicted model, not a curated record